Linum trigynum is the source of this 2097-nucleotide messenger RNA. The record is from the annotation of a GenBank genome assembly. Lineage: Eukaryota; Viridiplantae; Streptophyta; Magnoliopsida; Malpighiales; Linaceae.
AUGAUGUCAACAGGCAAUGGUGACGGUGGGUCCUCUAGAUCUACCACAAGUGGUAGUGGCGAAGGAGGAGGUAAUAAUAGAGGAGACAAUAACACAUAUGUAAAUGCGUUUGGGUUCGGUGAUAAUAGUGUUGCUCAUUACCAUCAACACCAUCACAAUCAUAAUAGAGGAGGAGGGAAUGCGGUAGGAAAUUCUACAAAUGACGGGAGAGAGAUUAACAACAAUGUUGGUGGCGGUGGGAGGGAACGACCAUUAAAGAAAGGACCUUGGACAGCGGAAGAAGAUGCAAUUUUACUUGAAUAUGUGAGGAAACACGGCGAAGGGAAUUGGAACGCGGUGCAAAGGAAUUCUGGACUUAACCGUUGUGGGAAGAGUUGUCGCCUUCGUUGGGCUAAUCACCUUCGACCGAAUCUCAAGAAGGGUUCUUUCACACCUGAAGAAGAAAGACUCAUCAUUGAGCUUCAUGCAAAGAUGGGGAACAAAUGGGCUCGCAUGGCCAACUUGCUUCCAGGAAGAACAGACAAUGAGAUUAAGAACUACUGGAACACAAGAAUCAAGAGGCACCAACGACAGGGUCUCCCUCUUUACCCUCCAAAUAUCCAAACUCAACAACAACAACCCUUCCAACAUGAUUUGCUUCACCAUAACCAACCCCAUCAAUAUAUUCAACAUAAGUCUUUCGACACACCGCCAAGUUCGAUCAACACCUUCUCCUUCCUACCUUAUCAACUCCCUUCCCCAACUGCAAUAGCACCACCGAAUCUUCAUCCUUACCACCACCAAGCCUUUGCACCACACUCAUCUGUCUCUCACAAUGCCUUCCAAGCCUUGCCACUUUUCGACUACUCUCAACAACAACAACAACAACAACAACAACAACAACAACAAAGUUACCAUCCAGACUCUACUCCCACAACCCCAAGUCAAUCUCCAUUCACUUUUCAAACUAAAAACCUAAAGCAAAAUUAUAAUCAUCCUUCCUCAGCUUCGACAACCCCAACCCAUGUCUCCCCUCUUCCUUCUCCUUCAGUAGCUAAUAAUUCGUCCUCGGUUUCUUCUUCUCACCAUCAACGCAUCCCAACUCUAGCACUCCUUGACUUCUCCUUCCCGCGCCCCACUCCCAUCCUCCAAUCCCCUAAUCGCUUCAAGCGAUUUGCCUCUUGUGGUGACAUUGCCAACUCUGCAGCAGUUGUAGUCGACCAGUCUAACAACCACAAUAAUAACAACAAUGCUCAUCCACAUCAUUUACCACCCUCAUUAGCCAAUCUAUCAACAACUCCACCUCUUCCUCCUCAUCCUAUCAUUUCUUCCAAUAACGUUGCACAUAUGGGAAAUUCUCAUAACCUAAACCAUCCCAAUGUACUCUCUAGCCUACUCGAUGGCAACAAUAGUGAGUUCCAUAAGGAGAUACAGAAGGAGAAUGAGGAGAUGUGCUCACUUUUAGCUUCCAUGUCUCACCAUCCAGAGCUCCCUUCAAAUCAACUUUUAUCACAAAACUCUUUUGGGGUCAAUUCUAGUACGAGUAUAAUCCCUCAAGGCCAGUUCACUAGAAGCAUUGAUAUGAAAAAUCGGGGAAAUAACAAGAACAACAAUAAUAUUAUGAUUAGCAAGGAGGAGGGUAAGAAUGACAUCUUGCUAGCAACACCGACUUCGAACAACACUGGUAAUGCCUAUGGAGGAUUGUUGGAGGAUCUUUGGCAAGAGGUCAAUCCACAUUUGAUGAUGCAGAGGGAUAACUAUGUGAUGCAGAGGAAUGAUAAUGUUCAUGGCUACACCACAACCAACAAGAAUGCCAACAAUUUUUCCAACUAUGGGGAACAACAGGGAGAUAAUGAGGAGUUAAGCAAGUUCCUGGAAGAGAGUGAGAUGCGACAGACAGAUAAUCAAUUUUGUGGAGAAAAUGUCAGUGGUGGCAAUAAGGAUCAUCAGACAACCUCCAAUGACCCAUCUUCAGUAGUGACAACAGAGGAUCACACCAAUUUUGAUCUCCAUCACAUGUGUUCAUUUCUUCCCACAACAACAACGACGACGACAACAGACCUGGAUAGGCCUCCCCUGGAGACUUAUUCAUGGGACAACUUGCCAGAGAUUUGUUAA